ACAGGGGAGGGCGGCUGAGGGCACAAGGGCCCGGGCUGGCGAUGGAGCUGUACCUCAGUUCCUGUUCUAAGGCCGCCAACGUCGCUGCCGCCAAGACGGCCACCAGCAGCCUGGCCUCGGAGAGCCAACAAUGCGGAGACGGCGUGCACAAAACCCAAUUUCCAGCCGUCGGAGCGAGUCAACUACUGGAUCUGCCUCUUGGGGUCAAGUUGCCUAUGAUCCCAGGAAGCAAUACUUUAUACUAUACUACGAACUUAAGUGAAAAGCUUUUUCGACCUUCUUAUGGUUUUAACCUGACUGAUCCUUACUGUCGACUUUUGGAAAACCAAUAUAAAAGUCUCCAUGAUCCACAUUUAAGAGCAUACUAUAAGCGCAAAGAUAUUCUGAGAAGAUUAAAGAAGGAUGGCUAUAUCACCAGCAAUAAUAAAAUUGUAUGUACCUUGAGGGAAUUGAAUAAAUACAGGCAAUAUCUUACCACUUUAAAAUUAGACUUUGAAAGAAACUAUAUGAAAGAUCAAGAAAUGAUUGCAAAGCAAGUAAAUAAACUACAGGAAAAUACUCAAACACCUGGACAUUCUGAUGUUGCACGGUUCCAAAAUUGGUUAUUACAGAAUGACACUCAAUCUGUUAAGGACCAGGAACAAGUAUUAAGGAACAGAUAUUUGGACAUGAUAAAUAGGGAAUUAAAACAACUUGAGUGUGCAGCAGGAGAGCAACACCUGCUCCGGAUGGAUAGAGAAGAAAGACGACAGCGAGAACACACAAGAAGAAAACUUAGUCUUCGUAGAAAAAUUGAAGAGGAAUGGAAGACAAAAGAGAUGCUACUUCUGAUGAAGAUUGGAGAAGAUGUUAAAAGAGAAGCUAGAAUAGAGGAACAACGGCGUCGAAACAGAGAAGAGAGUGACAGGAAGAAACAAGCCCUUCUAGAGAAAAAAAUGGCUUAUCAUUUACAAAAAAUGCAAGAAAAUGGCUUUAAAAGAGAAGAGAUGAGAAACAACAAUACAUUUCAUUACAGAGGACAAGAUGGAACAUAUAGAGAAACUUAUUCUCCAAAGAAGAAAAUAAAGUCCUUUGAAAAUAUAAAUUUAGUUUACCAAGUUGGUGACCAGAGACCAAAUAAAGGAGUAUACGGAGCUGCAGCAAAUGCUAUUCAUCAAUCUCUACGUAAUACAAAGAAUGUCAUCAAAAAAUCAACUUUAGCUGGCCAGUCAGAUGUACAAAUUAAUGGUACUGAACAAAAGAAAGAUGGAGUAACUAGAAAAUCAAAUACUUUUGAUGAUAGAGCUGCUGUAAAGAUCUCAACUCAAAAUUCAUUUAUUUCAGCUCAAACUUCACCCACAAGAUACGGUCCAAGAUCUUCACAGUCUUACUUGGAUCCUCCAGAAGAUGAGAAGGAGACAUACACUGAUUUUAAUGAACGAUCCAACAAGAGAUCAAGCUACUUCUGUGAAUCAGGACCUCAGGUUCACGCCAAAGCCCAGGGUAUUUUCACAAAUACAGAACAGAACUUCUUACAGAAUUGCUUGAACAAAAAAGUAACUUGUGAAGAAUUGAAUAGUAAAAUUCAGAAUGUAAUGACCUGGGUUGUAGCUACAGUGACCAGUAUAUUAUACCCUGCCAUCACAAAGUACGAAGAAAGGUUCCGGAAUAAAGCAUACCCAGGGUCUGUGGACUCCGUCUUAUCUUCAGAGAGUUCAAGUUUCUGUAGCACAUGCAGUGAAGAGUUUACAUACAGAUGCUACACGUCUGCUACUACCAAAACAUUUCAGCGAGAGCCAUGUGCCGUUGAGGUUGAUGUCUCAGUAAGGCGACCAGCCACACCUUUAAAGCCACCUUCUGCCCACGUCGAAAGAACAUUUGUAGGGAAAACAUACUACAUGAAGGGGCCAUCUAUAACAUCGGAACUCAAAUAUGAUAAAACCAGUAUGGUAUAUGCAAGUCCUAUGCUCCGAACUUGUAAAUCAGAUAGCCACCUUUUAGCAUCAUUUGAAACAGACACAAAAAAAUCUAAGGAUGCUACCACUGAAACAGAUGGCUUAGAGAGUUCACUCGUCCUUGAUCAAAAAGCAAAAGCCAUGAAUGAAAUGAAAAAUUUGAAGAACGUUUUUGUUAACUUUAAAUGUCACUUAAAAGGGGAAACUGAAUUGAUUUUAGAGAGCAUUUUUCAAGAAAUAAUGUCUGAUUUAACACAGGCCAUUCCUUCUAUUUCUUCUAUUACUGCUGAAGUUUUUGUUGACCAAAAUGAACCUGAAAAGGGAGACUUGCUUUAUAACAUUGAUAUCUGCUCAGCAGCCUCAGAGAUUGUGGAGAAUAUGCUUGAGAAGCUACAUUCUGCAGUUGAGAAAAAAUGUGUUGAGAUAUUUUCCCAAGAUGUGUCAGUUGACAUUAAACCAGGCUUAACACCCAAUAGAGAAUACCUCAGUCCAUCAAAUGGAAAACCUUUAAAAGCUGCACUGCCUUGUAAUUUAGAACCCAUGUGUGACAUUGCAGAGGAUAUGGUACAUGCCAUUUUAGAAAAGCUGGUGACUCUUGCUUCUUGUAAGCAAAAUGAACUGUCUCAUCUUGAAGAUGCACUUGAACUUUCCAAUCAGCAACCUGUGACAGAACCAACAUAUAUGUCCCUCAAAAGAGCUGACAGAAAGAAAUGUAGUCCUGAACCUGAUGCCACUAGUUCAGUUGUUAAAGAUGAAAUAAAAAAUUUAAUGUCAAAUAUUUUUUCCCAAUCUUCUUUGGUUGACUAUAUAGUGGAGGCAAUCAGCACUAUACUAGGAUAUGUACAAUCUGAACUUAAUGAUGAGAGACUUAUUGCAUCUGAAGAAACAGUAAUAUUCCUUCAGCUUCUUGAUGAUAUUUUAACUCAACUACAUCAAGAGCCAGGAAAAGGAGAUGUUAAAAAAUGUAGACACUCUAGACUAAGAAAUCCUUCUGACACUGAAGAAAAAUACAGACUUACUGGCACUGGAUUAUCUUAUGGUCCUAGGUCAAGAAGACCAUUUCCACCUGUUAAUGUUCCUGGCAUGGUUUUCUAUUCUGAAGAUGAUAAUGAAGAAAUAGACAGAAUUGUGAAUAAUGUGCUUGAUUCAUCUUUUAAAGAUGACAAUCCAAAAUCCUGGGGACAAAUUCCUGAAAAUUUUUUUAAAAAAGGAAACACCUGCUUUGAAUAUAAUAGAAAUAGCAAACCACUUAAAGAAUCUACUGCUCAAAGAAACAAAAUUGCAUUUUGUGAUGAGGGGUUAAAGACUGAGCUACCAUCUUUUAAUAAUAAAGAAAUUUUAAAGGAAAAACCCUGUUUGAAUAAAGAAAGUUUGAUUUUCAGCCAAGAUCAAAAGUAUCACAUACAAAAGGCUUCAGAAAACAUAGUUAGAAAUAUUUUAACAGAAAUGCUCAAGGACCUACCUAGUCACUUAGGCAGUAAAACUGGCAAAGCAGCUUCUUCUGUUUUUGUUUCAGAAAAAUCUCAAGGACUGUCACAUCAAGAAUGGAUAGACCAGAUGUUCUCCGUGUCAGAAAUUAGUGCAGUGGCUCAAGAAAUAACAGACGCUGUGUUAAAUAUAUUCUAUAAGGCCUUAAGCUUCAUUCCCAAUACCAUUAGAGGUUCCAUUUCAUCUUCAGUUCAAACUUCUCUCGAUACUUGUGAUACUCCUCCCAUGGUCAAAGAAGCACCAAAUAAAAAGCCAUUAAAGAUAUGGUUUGACAGUGAAAAGAAAGUGAAAUAUUUAUCUUCAUUCAGUGUAGAUCCUGCAAGCCCUUCUCUGGUAAAAUCUGAAAAAAGUGAACCUCAACCUAUGGAUGGCAUUGCUGAUAAAAUCAUUGAUACAGUUUUUAAAAGGCUGGGGUUAUUCAUUUGUCAGAAAUUGCAGAUGGUCUUCAAACCUACAGUUGCUAAGCAAUCUUCAUUAAAAUCUCAGCUUAGUACUUACACAGCUAAAGUGGUAAACAUUGUUUUGCAUGCUAUCCAGAAUGAACUAGAACUCAGUAAGAGAACCCUAAAUCAUAGGGAAAUAGACCAUACCAAAUCUCUUACAGGUAAAGAAUUUUUUGCUGACACUGAUAAAUUAGAAUCUCUUGUCUCAAAUCUCAGUGAUGACAUUAUGGAAUCUCCAUUAUUAACUUGUAUUUGUAAAAUUUUAUCAAGUGGACAUUCAGAUCAUAGCAAUAUUUCACUCCCUUCAGACCAGCCAAAGCCUGCAACUUCAUAUGGGUUUGACAAUGUUGAUAAACAAAACAUUUUGCCAAAUAGGCAGGAUAAAAAAUUUUUUCACAAAGAUUUGGAUACUCCAUGUGCUCUCCAUAGUGUUGUAAAUGGAAAAGAUCUCAAAGAAAAUGCCAGAUUGCGAGUGUUAGACAGUAUUGGAGAAAUACUAUAUGAAAUGUUUUGUAACCUCAUAGGAGCCCAUUCUCACCAAGACAGAAAAGAGAAGGAAAAUCCUCAAAUGGCCCCCUCAUUGCAUUCUAACAUUCAGAUCAUUUCCCAAACAAUUUUGGAAUACAUCCUUGCAAAAUUAUGUAAUGUAGAUAUGGAUACCAGUUUUGCAAGUUCUGGAUUUAAAGCUGUCUCAGAGCCUCAGUCUCUUGAUAUCGACAGCCUAUCAUUUGCUUCAAUUAUUGAGGAAAUGGCCAAAUGCACUAAAAUGAUCUCCAGCAUAGUUUCCAGAAUGAUUCAGGAGGGUAAUAAAGAGGUGACAAAAAGCAAAGCAAAAACUAUUGCUUUGGUGACGUCCAAAACAGGGAGCACAAAAGAAAUACAACCAAAUGAACUGAAAGCUGUAGCUUCAGAUAUUCUUAAUAUGGUUUUUGCUAAACUGGAAGGGUUUGCUAAUGGAAAUUUAGAAGCUCUGGGUUCUAUUAAUGAUGGAAAUGAAAAAAGCAGUAAGAUAGACUUGGAAUAUGAAAGUCCGAGUAUUUUCACAGACACACAUGAAGAACUAUUGCAGUCUGCUUUAUACAUGAAUGCAAAAAAGAUAUCGAGUACUAUUUUGAAAGCUAUUCAAACAGAAUUAAAUAUGAACUCAUUGGAUUUGAGGACAAGUGCAAAUACCCCACCACCUGAGAAACAAACGCUUAAGAACAUAGUCAAUUUAAUUUUAGAUGUAGUGUCCUCAGAUAUGUUUAAUGAAACUGAAUCUGAAGAGGGAGGCACUAAAACUUAUCAAUACAGGCCAACCUAUGGAAAUUUUCUUCCUGGAGGAGCUGAAACAGAUUCAUUUCUCGAAGAUGCCUCAAAAACAGAGAAAAAAUUCACUGGGGAGAGAACAUUACUAAGAGAAGAAACUAAAUCGGACUCUCUUAAACAGUGGGUUCUAGAGAAAACCUUAAGCGAAAUUGAAGUGAAACUCAAAGAACCACAGAAAUCGCCAGUCAUUCCCAUUAUAAGAAAUAUUUUGAAUGAAAUUUUUCAAAGUGCUCUGGUCAAUCAAUUAAACGUGCUUUCUCUCUCCCACUCUCAUUUAAGUGGCAUCCCUCACAACACUGAUGAGACAAUUCCUCCAACAUCUGUUCAAUUUAUAGAUGAAACAGAUAGAAUGAUGGGUUCUUUAGUGUCUGAAGCAGAUGUAAUCAUAGUGGUAGAUGAUGUUGUUAGAAUUGUAUUUCAUAAACUUUAUGCAGCUGCCAUGCCAGAAAUAAACACAAGUGAAAAUAGGUAUAAGUCCAUCACCUUUAGAGCAAAUGUUUCUUUACAGGAACACCCCCAUGAAGGCAAGUCUUCUGUUACUGUGCUAGAUAAGAACCCUUGUACUCCUAAGUCCAGGUUCAGUGUUAACAAACAGGCUAAAGUAAAUGUAGUUGAAGAUAUUGUACAGGCAAUUUUAAUUAAUUUAGAAACUUUUGCUACUUCCAAAGUAAACUCUCUCUUUCAUCCCAAAAUCAACUUUACAGUUCCACUGGCUUUACCUAUUCAGCAGGAUGAAAAUACAUUAAGCAAAACAUUAUCAGCCAAAGAUUUGUAUUCUGAAGAUCAGUUUUCCUCUUGCUCUGUGGAUCAUAUUACAUCAGAAAAGACCAACUCAAUGUGUCAACUCUCUUUGAAUAAAUUAAAUACAUAUGCAACGGAAGUGGCUAAAAAAAUUUUACAAGGAAUCAAACAUGAGUUAGAUAAAGAAGAGGAAAGAAGUCAUUUCUUAACUCAUAACAUUGUGGUUCCUGAAAAUAUCGCAAGUCAAAUUGUUAACACCGUGUUAGAUAUUGUGUCAUCUAAACGGAAAUGUAACAAAAACAAUUCUGAGAAACAGAUUGAUUCAGAUCAACAAGAAGGUAUUAUUGAAAAGCUGUUUAAUAAGACUGAAUAUAGAAAAGUACUUCAGUUUCAAAUACAAGAUACCAUUGAAGGUAUCUUAUGUGAUAUUUGUGAAAAAACACUGCAUCAGAAUAAUCUAUCUUGUGCCACAUCCACUCUGAAACUUAGCCUAGCUGGAAAACAUUCUGGAGCAGCCUCUGAAGUAUUCACUGAGGAUGCAAAAAAGAUUAUUCCAAAACUUUCAAUUCCGAAAUCAGAUGUCAUUUUGAUAUCUAAUGAUAUAGUAGAUAUUGUUCUUCAUAAUCUCAGUUCUGCUGUCAAGCCCAGCAUAAAUGCAAAGAAUCUUACUUCUGAAAAAUUGCCCCUGACCAUUUGUGACAUAUUUUCAAAAGCAGAGUGCCAACAGCUUCCUCUAAUGGGGUCAAAAAGUGAAGGACAAAGAGAGCAUUGGCCAUCCUCAAGAAAUCUGGAGUCAGCUUAUGUUAAUGAUUGUCAGAAAACAAUGGAGAAAGAAGAUGCCAAGAAAUCUCCUAACCAUUGUGAGGAGAAUGCCAACUUCAUUACUAAAACUAUUUUCAAUAGGUUAGAAGCUUUUGCCACAGAAAGAAUAGAUUCAUUAAUUACUCUUGCUUUCCAGACUAAAGACGAGUCAUUUGAUAGCCAGGAGCUGGAAAAUUAUAAACAAGAUGAUAGCAUCUUUCAUGAAUCAAGCCAAGUAGAAUCAAAUGCAGAUGUCCUGAAAAUAUCCACUAAAACUAUCCUCAGCCAAGAACUCACAGAUUCCACUUUUGCAAGUGACAGAGAAAAUCUUCACUCCACAAUCCAUCUAUUACAAGCUACUCUUAAGGAAUAUGCUGAUAUCAUUGCCAGUGCCAUUUUGAAACUUAUUAAAAAUGACUUAGACUUAGAAAUCCAAAAGAUGUAUCCACAUCCAAACAACAUUUUAUUCCAAGAAAAUACCAUUGUGAGUGGAAUCACGAACAGUAUAUUAAAGAGUUUAUAUGAUAAAAGAUCUGCAAAGGAAAGUAGUGUUUACUCAGAAGACAACCCUAGAUUAUUUUCACAACUAACUGUAUCGAAUGAAAUACUGCUAGGACAAAGAGAACAGGAGAAAAAUAAACUAUCUCAGUUUUCAAACUAUCCUUUAGAACAAAACCAAAUAACAUUGGAAAAAGAAAGCCAGAGAAUUGCUUUGGAAGAAAUAUUUAUGAGAAAUGGGAAAUCAAAACAAAAAGGAGAGACUGCAAUGUUCAGUGUGGUAGAAGAAGUUUUAACUAAAGUUCAUCAAAGAAUAAUGGAAAUCAUAGGCCAUUUGCUGCCAUUUAAUGAAUUCCCCCACUGUGUAUCUAAUUCUAGAAUUAAAACAUCAGACAUAACACAAAAAAGCUUUCAGUCACAGAUUAAUAGCAUAGCAAAUGAUAUAAUUGAAUGUGUUUUGGAGAAAAUGUACUCUGUAGUUACAUCAUUAAAUGAGAGUAACAAAAAAGAAACAUCUGACAACAAUGAUACCUUGUCUAUAAAAGCAGGAUGCAUCAAAAAAACUAAACAAGCAGGAAAAGGAAGUAAUCCCACCAGGUAUGGGAUACCACAGGUUUAUCCUUAUGCAGGCAGUCAAAACGUCUCUCAGUUAGAAAACAAUUUUUUUCAAUAUUCACCAUUGCAAGUGGGGAAGGAUUUAGUCCAAAUAGUUCUUAGUAAGAUCAUAAAUUUUGCCUCAACUCAUCUAGAAGAGACUUUUUCUAAAGUGGGCUCUAAGGGCAGCCCUAAACCAGAUUUUAAAACAACUUUAAAAACAAAAUCAAAAGUUACUCCUUUGCCUAAAUUUAAAACAAAAUCAUACCUAGGACCUCGCGGUGCUAAGGUCAAGAGCAAGACCAAGUUAGGUCCUAGAGAGAAAACUCCAAAAGACAAUCAGUCCAAAGCUACCCCUGGGCUGCCACACACCUUGUCAACAGGCGAAGCCCAAAAUUUACUGAAAAUGAAAUUGCCCACUUCAGAACUAAAAAUGUAUGCCAAGGAUAUAGUAAGUAAUAUCCUGGAAACAAUUGUGAAAGAAUUUGAAAAGAUGAAGCAAACGAGAGCAAUGAUAAAUGGUGAAGCUUUACCAUCUGAUCAAAUCAUGGCAGCAAAAAAAAUUGUUAAUACAGUUUUACAAGGAUUAUAUGCUACAACUAACCAAAAUUUGGCUUAUCCAAUCAAAUGCUCCCAUGUGGAUCAUCUCAGAAUUACACAGGGGAAUUCAGAUGCAGAGUACCUCGCCAAACCACAAGCAUGUUUCUACUUGGAAAAUGUUUCUUCACAGCUAGAACAGAUUUUUCCUAAAGAAGGUAUAUUUAAAAAAUUGUUUGACAAAUGGCAGGCAGAAUCAAGUGAUAUAGAAAACGAAAAUUAUACACUAAUGAAGAUAGCUGAAAAUGUUUUGACUGAAAUCCCAAUAAAAGCAAAAGAAUUAGAACAUUCUCUUUCAGUUUUAAAUUUGCCACAUCUGAAGGACUGCGAAAGCAGGUUCUAUAAUCAUUUUAAAGGAGCCUCUACUAGAGCUGAAGACACCAAAGCACAAAUUAAUAUGUUUGGAAGAGAAAUUAUUGAAAUGCUGUUUGAAAAAUUACAGCUGUGUUUUUUGUGCCAGGUGCCCUCCCCAGAUAGGAAAGAAACUCUAGCAAGUAGGAAAAAACAUUUUAGUACUAAAAGUAAAUAUGAUUUGCCAAUCAAGGACAUCCUCAGCAGUGUACCAAUAUCUAACACAAAGACUAUAGACCAAAUUUCUUUGGGCUCUAGCAACCAAGUGAUUCGGGAAAUUGUAGAAAGGGUUUUAAACAUUUUAGAGUCAUUUGUAGACUUGCAAUUUAGAUAUAUCUCUAAAUAUGAGUUUUCUGAAAUAGUGAAAAUGCCUAUAGAAAACUUUUUUCCUGUCCAACAGAGACUGUUAAACAAAAAGAUGUUGCCAAAUUUACAACCAUUGAAAAAGUUUUCUGAUGAGCCCAAUUCAAACACUAUUGUUUCCCAGGAAAACAUACAGAAUACCUUUCUACAGAUUCACUCAUUCCAUUCAGAAUUAUUUACACAUGCUGUUAAUAUUGUCAGUGGCAUGCUUGGUAUAAUUAAGAAUAAGCUAGAUAAAGAAAUAAGCCAAGUGGAACCAUCUUCAGUUAGCACAUUGAAAGAGACUGUUACAGCAAGUGAGAUCAUUGGCAUACUGAUGGACCAGUGCACUCUUAUCAAUAAGCUUCCAAAGGAAACUUUGUUCCACAGAGCAGAAAAUACCUAUAUUGUUAAUCAGGUUGAAUUGGCAACUAAUAUGAAAAUGCCCAUGUCAAAGUUAAAGGGAGUUAGUCUGGGGAAUAAUCCUUCACAAAUCAGUGUACCUAGUGUUGUGUAUUUUGCGGAGGAAAAUAUGAAAAAAAAGCAUAAGUUUUCAUCAAACUUACCCUCAUAUGCCAGAGCCUCUGUAGAAGAUACAAAUAAAAACACAAAGCCAGUGGAAAGGCUUGAUUCAGAAAAUAGACCAUCAUGCUUUAGAAACACAGUACAAGACUACAGCCCCUGGGAAUCGAACUUUGGCCAUUUUGUCCAAACCAUAAAAGGAAAAAAUUCUCUCCCGGAAGGCAGUGUCUUACAAAAACUGUGUAAGAAAGCAAAUGAAUCCACAGAAGCAGCAUUAAAGCAAGUCAUGUCAUUCAUAGAAAUAGGAAAAGGUGAAAAUCCAAGAGUAUUUCAUUAUGAAAAUCCAAAACCAGUUGAGCCAAACCAAAUUCAGACAACUGUUUCUCCACUCAAAAUAUGUUUAGCUGCAGAAAAUAUUGUCAGUACUGUGCUAUCAAGCUAUGGUUUUCCAAGUCAACCACACAUUAAUGAAAACAUGGAAACAAUGAAACCAUUUUUCAUAUCAAAGCAAAACUCUUUGUCUGUAAUAUCCGGACAAAAGAAUGAGGAGAAAAAUCUGCUUAGAAUGUGGGAUAAGAAAAACAGCUGUAUACCUGAAGAAGAAAAUAAAAUUCCUAAAGCCAGUAGGGGAGAUUUUUCUUUAUUGCAAAUAUGGGAAAGUAAGAGAUACUCAAAGACCCUGAAAGAAGUUAAAGUCAUCGCUUUUGCUGAUCAUGAGCUGGGCCCAAAUGAAAUUCAUUUAGUAGCCAGACAUAUCACUUCAUCUGUGGUUGCAUAUUUCAAGAAUUUUGAAACUAGAGUUUCCAGUAAGGAGAAGUCUAUUAUUUCUGCAUUAUCAAGAAAAAAAUGUGAAUCAAAACAGCCUCUAAGAAGUAUACACAAUAAUUCUUCACUUAAUCAAUUUUGUGAACACCUCACUGAGUCUAUCAUUUGCCAUUUAACUUCAAGCAUUUCUGGCAACACCAAAGAUAGCAGAGAAAAAGAGAAAGCAUUGGAAAGCCAAAAUGCAGCAUUUAAUAGGGUUAUUUCCAUUGAUUCUCAUAUGUUUGAGAGUAGGUCAAUUUCUGUUGGGGAACUUGCUUUAAGUAUUUCUGAAAUCAUUACUGAAAUCCUCUUUAACUGUAACAUUAUAGAGGCUGACAUUGCAGAGCAAAUGUUUCCUUUAAAAACAAAGUACAUUUACUGCCCAGCAGUAGCUGCUGACUUUGAUAAUCUCUUUCAGGAUCUGUUAACAGGAGUGAUUCAUGUAAUGUCCAGAGAAAUAGGAAUAAACCAUCACUUUGAAAGCAAUGGAAGAAAAAAAUCAUUGUCCAUGCUUAGGAGAAAUAGUGUGCCCAUUGGCAAUGAAACAAAUACCAAGGAAAGACCGAAAAGAUCCAGAAAUUGGAAAUCGUCUACUUACCAAAUAGAUAAUCUCCUCCAAAAAAAUAAAUUAAACCAUCUGGCAUGUAAGUUAGACAGUCUGGUUGGUAGUGUAAAAACUAGUGAAUCCAAAGAAGUGGUCAAUAAAGUUUUUAAUAUUGUUUUAGAUUUAUUUUUACCAGAUGAAUAUGCAGGUGAGGCUAUGAAUUCUGAUAAAAAGGCAGGAACAUUGUUCUUAUCCUCAAAUGAUCAGCAAAGUAAUAGCAUACUUGGAAAUAACUUUGGCCUCACCCCCAAAUCAGUUUUUCUUCUCAAUGUUGUGUGUGAGAAACUUAUUAGAACACUUUUGGAAAAAUGCACAAGCACUGUUUUUCUUGAUAAUAGCCCUUUUUCUGAUGAAAUACCAGCAGAAGAAUAUAAACUUUUAAAAAUACUUCAAAGUAUACAAGAUGAAGAAUUUGAUUAUUGUAAGGGAGUAAUGGACUGUGAACAAUUUCAAGGAGAUUGUAUGUCAGACUUUUUGGAAAAUCUGGCAGAAAUGGAUCAAGAUUCAUUAUCAUCAGACUCUAUGCUUACUAUUAUUUCCCACAGCUUGGUUAAAUCAUUGAUGGACAAACUAUGUCACAGUACACAACUGCCCCAAAGCCCACCUUUUGCAAACAAGCAUUUGAAGUAUGUGGGAAGAGAAAUACAGUCUAGUUUCAUAAAUGUACAAAGGCCAGAAUUAACAAAAUUAGGACAAGAUAAAACCUUUUUAGGAUGUAUGAGUUCUGAUGGUAAUGCUUUGACAGGAUCCCUGAAUAAUCUCAGUGGGGUUAGUCCUAAAAAGCAAUCACCAUUUGGCAAGAAAUGUUCAGUAAAUUCCACUUUUGUGUCAACUCUCAACAGACAGGGAACAAAGGAUAUGGAUGCAAUGCCCACCCAUAAUAAGCUAUAUCCAGGAGAUAUAAAUACCAGUGUGUAUUCAGCCACAUUUUUGGAGGAUAUAAUCUCAGAACUGUUUUUUAAUCUCUCUACUUCACUGUGGGGAAAAAAUGAAAACAUCACUGAGGGCCGGCUCAAUGAGAUGAAUACAUUAUUUGUCAACAAUGUAGUAAAUGAGUUUAAUAAUGCACAAGUCACUGUUUUACGGAAUGUUGAAGAAAGGCUAUGUUUUCCACCAGUCCAUAAGGAAACUAUUAAUAGACUUGUUGACUCAGUUUAUUAUGAUGUUUUACAGCAAUAUAAAUAUAAAGUGACUUGUGAUGAUAAUCUGGCAUAUGACAAUACAUCGAUGGCAGAACAAAUAACUAACAGCAUAUUGUUAGAGACUUUAGACUACCAACUCCCAUCUUGCUUCAGAGCAAAGCUCAUACCAAAUUCAUAUUGCCCUCUCCAAGCUGAAAUUAUAUUGCAGAAACUUCAGAAUAACUUGAGAAAAUUUACUUCCCAGCCCAGGUCUUCAGCAGGCUAUAGCACCAUGUUGCCACACUCAUUUUUAGAAGACAUAAUCAGAAGACUUUUAUCUCAACUGAUACCUUCACCCAACAAAGCUUCCCCUUUGGGAAACAAAUAUUUCAUGGGUUCAGACUUCACUGAAAUGUCUACCUGUAUAAUGAAUAAGGUUAUAUCAGCCAUUUCAAAACAUAAAAUUUGGUUCACUAUAUAUGAUAAUAAAUAUCUAUUUGUCGGAAGAAACCUCCAGAAGAUGGUGGAUACUGUUUAUCAUAAUAUUGUGCAAAUGUCUGAUUCUCUUGUUUCAAUACAGAAAAGUAUUGUCAGCCAAAGCCCGAUUAUGAUUGACCGAAUAGCCAGUUUUAUUAUCCAAGAGAUUAUUGAAAAUCAUCUUCAACCAUUUUUGUGUGGAGAAGGUUUACCUCGUCCAAAUACUCCAUUGGAUGCAAUAUCAAAUAUGGUUAAACAGGUUCUCGAUGAAGUCAUAGAGUCACACAGACACCACAUGCCAUCACCCUCAGGUAUUUAUCCUGAUACAUUUGUAGGGGCAAUUGUUGCCAGACUUUUAUCAAAGAUUUUCAGUCCAAAGCAUAACACUGAAAUUGAACUAGAAACUAUGACCCAAAAAGUAAUAAACUCAAUAAACAGCCAUUUUAACAAAGCUAAAAUUCACAUUCUAUAUGAUGACAAAGAACAGUCUUACACCUCUGCAGAUACAGAUAUUGCGGAUGCACUUGUUACCUCGAUUUAUAGAAAUGUUUUAAAACAGCAUGGGCUAGACCCUGAGAUUGAUAAAGAGUCUGAAGACAGUGAUAUUUUUGUGGAAAAUAUUACCAAUUUAAUUGUAGCAGCUAUUUCAGAUUACCUUCUUCAUCCCUUAUUUUCUGGGGAUGUGUCAUCAUCUUCCUCUUCUGUUUCAAUGGCUGAAAAUAUUGUUCAAGACAUUCUUAGUGACAUCAGUAAAUCUAACAAUUCAUAUCAGAAUGUAUCUCCAUAUAACACCUUAGUGCCAUACACAUUUUUGGAAGACAUGAUAAGGGCACUGUUAUCUAGAAUCUUUCCUUCUGCAUCUAGCAUUGUUCCAGACAGAGAAACUCCAAAAGACAGAUCAAGAAUGAAUUUCAAUGAAAUUGCUUCAAAGAUAAUUAGUGAUAUUAGGAUGAAAAUUUCCCAACAUGAAAUUCGAUUUUCAAAAAAUGAAGAAGAAACUAAGUUUGUUUAUUCAGAAGAUGAUGUUCAGCAUCUUGUUGACUCAGUAUUCAAAAAUAUAUCACAAAACUCUGAGUCUCAAGAAUUAAUUGAGCAAAAUAUCACAAGCAGUAAUGAUGUUCUUAUCGAUAGAAUAGCAGGUUUUAUCAUUAAACAUAUCUGUCAACAUCAUCUUCAGCCAUUUGUGGAUGGAAAGUUAUUACCUUCUUCAUCAUAUACAUAUUUUGAUGAUGAGAGAAAACAGUGGUUUUAUGCCAGUGUUUAUUCCUCAACUUUCUUGGAAGAUGUAGUCUCUGGGGUUUUAAGCAAAAUAUUCCACAGGGUGUUAGGCAUUGUACAAACAAAAUCAGUAAGAGAUUCAGAAAAUGAACUGUUUGAUAAAGCUGAAAAACUCAUUCAUUUGAUAGCAGAGGAAUUCUCAAUAGCUGAAGUUAGCAUUCUGGAGAAUGCUGAGGAACAAUUGUGUUUGCCUCCAGUAGAGAGAGAUGUAGUCAAGAACAUUAUUGACACAAUAUACAGCAAACUUCUGCAAGAAUAUGAAAUGGAAAUCAUGCAUGCUGAAAAUUUUCUAAAGGACACAAAAACAUUGGCUGCAAGGAUAACUAAAAUUAUCCUUGCUGAAACUUUUGAUUUCCAAAUUCAUCCAAACCUCAUAAGAAAGCUUCCUUUUAAGUCACACUCCAAACUCAAUACUAAUGUUCUGAUAAAAAGAGUUCAGUGUAAUGUUACCAAAUCAAGAUGUCAAAGGCAGGCAUCAUCAAUGUACACUACCAUGUUAUCGCAUACUCAUUUGGAAAAAAUUGUCACUCAGCUUAUAUCUCAGGUGACUACACUGGCCUCCAGGACAGAACACCCAGAUACCUCUCAAUCAGACUUAAGUGGUACAGUCAUAAAACUGAUAAAUGAAAUUAUGUCAAUAAUUUCAAAACAUGCAAUAUGCAUUAUUAAACAUGGGAAUGAAAAACAAAGUACGAUUUCAGAAAAAGAUAUCCAGUCUAUGGUUGAUUCCAUUUAUGCUGAUCUUUCACAUUCAAAUCUAUAUCAGUCUCUUAAAAGAGAUAAAAAAGGUAUAAGUAACAUACCUGUUUCAAAAAUAGCAAGUUUUAUAAUAAAAGAAAUCUUUAACCGCCAUCUUCAGUCAUUUUUAUCUGGAGAUAAAACUCUUGUUUCAGCUGCAGUUGAUCAAACAUAUAAACAGAAAGCAAUAGAUCCUAAAGAAAGAGAAUUGUCUUUCAUUGUGAACUCGGCUGUGUUUUUGGAGGAGGUAAUUUCUGAGCUUUUAUGUAAACUACUUUAUGCAUUCUCACACAAUUUCUUGGUUGCUGAAAACCCAAAUACAGCAAAAGCCAAAAUUACUCGUAUUGUUACAACAUUAGUAAAUUCAAUUGUUCUGGAGUUUACCACAUCAGAGAUUCUAGUUGCAGGUAACUUUGAUGAUGAUAUGUGUUUUCCAGAAGGCUAUAAAGAAAUUGUUAAAAAUACAGUCAACCUAAUUUAUGAAAAAAUUUUAGAUGAAAAUAAAUCUCUGAUUCAAGUAUACAGGGCUAUACAAAGUGACACUGUUUGUUUUGGAAGAAAAAUAUAUCAUUUGCUAUUGGAGGAAAUUUAUGAUUAUCAGGUACAGUUAUUAGUUUCAGGAGAAUUAGUGUCUUCUUCCUGUUCUUCCCUUCAAGCCGAUAGUAUCAUCAGAAAUGUGCUCAAUGUCAUCACAAAGGAUCGCCACACCUUGCCAUCAUGUAUUACUGUGCUGCCUCGUACUCUUUUGGAAGAUCUGAUUUACAAGCUGCUAAUGCAUAUCUUCCCUUCAACUGACACUGAAAGUGAUCUUAAAGAGGAAGAAGUUACAUCUGAUUGUGAGUUUGUAGAUGCAACUUCAAAACUGACGGAUGAAAUUAUCAAAGAAAUUUCUGAACAUGAGAUCCGCCUUGCCACAGCAGAGGAGAAUGCAGAAAGUAUGCAAUUAGAAGUGAUUGAGAAUUUGGUUGACUCGAUAUGUAAUAAUAUUUUGAAGAAAUCUGAAUUUAAGUCUGAAGUACAGAAAGGUACAGACAAAAAAGGAGGCUCAUUUCUCAGUAAAAUAGCUGGGUUCAUCAUGAAAGAAAUUGUGGAUCAUCAUCUGCAGCCAUUUUUACAUGGUGAAGAAUCAUCUUCCAGUGACUUAUCUGAUUAUAAACAUAUGUCUGUGCUUAGUAAACCUGGUAAAGAAAAGACACAGCCUGCUCUUUAUUCAGCUACAUUUUUAGAAGAUGUAAUCGUUGAGCUUGUUCAUAAAUUUUAUUCUUUUCCAAGUAUUAUUGAAGAUUCUAAGAAAAAAGAAAUGGUAGAGCCAGACCUUGUGGGCUUAGCUAUAAAAUUUGCAAACUCUCUGAUAGGAGAAUUUAAGAAAAGUGAGAUUAAAGUUCUACCAAAUGCUGAGGAAAUAUUUUCCUUUCCACCAAUUGAUAAAGAAACAGUUGACAAAAUAUCCAAUUUUGUGUAUGAUCAGUUCAUAGGAAACUAUGGAUCUAAUGCUAUUCAGAAGGAUGGUAAAAGUAACAUUGUAAUAGAAAUGAUUGCUGCUUUAGCUCAGAAGGCAAUCUCUACUUUCAAAAUUCAACCACUUUUUUCAGGAGACUGGUCUUCCAUCUUCUUUUCAUUUCUAAAUCCAGAUAACAUCACCCAAAGGGUUCAGCAUCUACCACAGCAAACCUCUAAACAGAUAAAGAAAUGCUCAAAAGGGAAUGAACUUGCUUUACCAAAACAAUCAUAUAAACACACUUCUGCCACCACAGACCAGAAAAAUGUGCUGAACACUUUGGAAAUAGAAAGAGGUGCAGUAAGUCGAAAGAAAGGUUUCAAUACUGAAGAGACCUCAAUGAGAAAAGGUGACAUCCAAGAUCCAAUAGUUUCCCCUGCAACUAGAUUUAUGAAAAGUGACAUGGUUAACCUGUUAUCGGGGUCAGCUGCAAGGGUGGCAAACAAGAAGAAAGAGACAGAAAAUAAAAUGGAAACUUCAAUUAAAAAAUAUAAGAAUUUAUCAAAAGUUACUUUUCCAACUACCACUGUGAAAAGUAAAGAUAUUCAGGAGCCAGAAUUGACAGUAACUCUAAAAAAUAAUAUUGAGAAGAAAAACAUACCAGUUUCAAAAUACAAGAAGAGACAAUAUAAUAAUAUAAACAUACAAUUUCCAGUAAUUACUGAUUAUACAGAAUAUGAGGAGGAAAUACUUGGACCAAAUUUUGAAAUAGACAUUGAAAAGAAGAUUGACAAAACAAGAGAAAAUACACAUAAAAAAGAUGAUCGGUUAUCAUUGGCAUCCGAAGCAAGAAAUACAGAGACCACAACAGAGAAUACUUUGAAAACAAUUAAUCAAAAGCCAAAUAAUGAGGAUGCAAAAGACUCUCCAUCUCAAACAGAUAUAACUGAGGAACAAUACUCAAAUUAUGAGUAUGUUCAAAAUGUCACUGAAAACAUUUAUGAAAAUAUCUUAGAAGAGCACAAUUCUCCAGAAUCAGCAGAUGAUUCAAAAAAACCCCAGAGUCUCCCAAAUGAUACAACAUUGCUUGUAAUUCAAGAAAUUGAUCAAGAUUUUACACAGUCUGUUUCAACAAAGGAUCCAUCCCUUUCAAGUAACAAAAAUCUCUCUGUCAAAGAGAAAGAGAGAAAGAAAGAAAUUGAGAAAGAGGGAGAGAGAGAGGAAGAAAGAGAGAGAGAGACAGGGAAGAAAACAGAAAAAGUAAAAAGUAAGGAGAUUAAAAAUGAACCCAGUAAAUCAGGCAGUCCUCAAAACCCAUCAAAACCUAAGCCUGGAAUUGUUCCUGCUAAAUUUUUAGAAGAUGUUAUCACUGAUAUGGUUAACAAAUUGAUCUUUUCUUCCUCAUCAGAAACACAAACAUGUGAUAGACGUCAAAAUGUAAGGGAUGAUGAAAAUCAAGCUGAACUUUAUGAAACAGCUGUCAAACUUAUGUACUCACUGUUAAAGGAAUUUUCAGAUGCUCAAAUCAAGGUAUUUAGGCCACAUAAGGGAAAUCAGUUUUUUCCACCUGUAGAUAAAAUGUCAUCAGUUCCUAAAACACCGCUUCAGCAUAAAGAAUCAACUACAGAUGAAACAGCAUCCAACAUUAAGAAAAUAACUGUGGAUAAAAUGCCACAUAUGCAUAAAAUGACUAGAAAACCCUCAUUAAAUAAGAUAUCUUUCUUAGAUAAAAUACAAGCAAUUGAUAAACCAUUGGUCAACAAAGUUGUUCAUUCUUCAGUGUGCAAUAUUUUGAAGGAAUAUGGAUCUCAAGAUUCCAUUUGUGAAAAUAUAAAGAGUAAUGGGGAAAUUUUAGCAAGAAGACUAACUAGUGCGGUGAUAAAUGAAAUUUUUCAACAUCAGCUUAAUUUCAUAUAUUGUGAUGAGGUUCCAGCUUCAGCAUGUUUGCCUCUGGAAUUUAAAGAUGUUGUUAAAAAGGUCCAAAAAGUGGCACAAACAGCCAGCAAAGAAUGUCAAACAUCACCAUAUACCAUCAUGCUGCCUCACAAAUUUUUGGAAAAUGUGAUUUCUGCUCUUCUAUCCAAAAUUUUCUUAACAGUAUCCAACACUGAAGUAGAAACAUCUGAGUACAAUUGGUUCACAGAAUUGGAUUUCCUUCAAAUGAAGUUAUUAAGUACAGUUACAACAGCACUCUCCAAUUAUAAAGAUAUAACUAUACAAUAUGUCAAAUCCUUACAUCCCAAUGAUGAUGAAAUUAUUCAAUUAGUGAUUCAUUCUAUUUAUAAUAAUCUCUUAUCACAGUUUGGAUCACAAGAGAUAAUACAAAACUGUGUAGCCAGCGGAUGCAGAAUUCUUUCAGAAACCAUAGUUGACUUAGUUCUGCGAGAAGUGGCUGGCAAUCAACUGCAAAACUAUUUUUCUGGAGAGCUAACUCCACCUCAGUGUGCAGAAGUUGAUAGUGUUGUUGAAAAUAUUCUUAAAGAUGUUAUCCAAACUGCUGAUGCCCCCCAACCUCAACCAUCACAUGUUCAUAUACUGCCUUAUAACAUAAUAGAAGAAAUUGCUGUAAAGUUUUUAUCAAAGCUUUUAUCAGUGUUUCCAAAAGUGGAUGAGGAAAGAACCAAAUCUCUAGAAACUGACAUGCAAAAACUAAGUUCAAAAAUACUAAAUUCAAUACAAGAAUUUAUUUCUAAAAGUAAGAUUAAACUUGUACCACCAGCCAAGGAAUUGUCUACUGUAACUUUAGCUAACAACGAAACUAUUGAAAAGGUAGUUAAUUCUGUUUACAGCAGUGUUUUAAAGCACUCUGGCUCACACACUUCUAUAUUUAAUGAUUUAAUGAGUAAGAGCAAUGUCCUCUCUGACAUAAUAGGUUUCUUAAUGGUGAAGGAAAUUUCCAAUUCUGAAUUUCAACCUCCAGUAGAGGACAAACCAUCAAGUUCAGAAUUAGUUCUGGAAGCUGUCAAAAUUAUGGAAAAAGUGGUCACAAUUGUUGAUGAAUUUAAGUCGCAGGAAAAGUCUUCAUCCAAAAAAGGGUUGAUGUUAGAUGCCAGGUUUUUAGAGGAAGCACUGGCCUUGUUCUUGGCUAAAAUUGUAAGGUUACCAAGUGCCUCAAGCAAAGAUGCACAAAAUUUAUCAAAGUCCGAGUUAAAUAAAAUUGCAUCUCAACUGACAAAAUCAGUGACAGCUGAAAUUUCCCAAAGUAACAUUAAUCUUGUUGUUGCUGAUCCUGAACACUUUUUAAAUCGAGAAAGCAUAGAAAUGAUUUCUGACAUUAUUGAUUCUGUUUACAGUAAUGUAGUACAAUACUCUGGAAGCCAUAAAGAACUCUAUGAUGAUAUAAAAGGUAAAAACACUGUUUUCCCUAAAAAAGUGGCUGGUUUAAUUAUUCGUGGAAUUUCAAAGUUUCCAUUAGAUACAGUUAGCACAAAGUAUUCAAAUGUUAAUCUCUCUGGAAAUCUAGAUGUUAAUAGAAUUAUUCAAAAGGCACAAGAGCAUAUGACUAUUGAUACACCCCCUGAGUUAGAGGGUGAAGAGUCAUAUGAAGAUGUAACUGAAGAGAAUUUUCCAAUUAAAAUAGUUCCAUAUAUUGGGAAUAAAGCAAUAAAAAUAGAUCCAAAAAUUAUCUCAGAACAUUUAGCAGUACUUUCUGUAAAAACCCAACCUCUUGAGAAACUCAAGGUGGAGUGUUUGAGAAAAACUGGACAUAGCUUAACAGAACUGAGAAGAGCAUCAAUAAGCGGGAGAAGCUAUGCCUUACCAGACACCCCUAAUAUAGAAAACACACGGAAAGGAAGACGUACCUCAUUGAAUAAAGAGGGACGACUGGAUGUAAAACCCUUUGAGGCUGUUGGCAGAAAUUCAUUUCAGAAUUUAAGAAAACCUGAUAUCACCAAGGUAGAGCUUUUAAAAGAUGUUCAGACCAAAAAAGAUCUUAUUAUUCGGUUAGUAGCUCAUGAUAUUGAUCAAGAAGUUUCAGAAAGUGCCAUAGAAGAGGGACCAAUGUCUGAAGAUGAAGUUGUUUUAAGAGAGGUUGUAAAAGAAGAAUACUUUAGAGAACAAUUGGAAGACCAAGUAAAAGAAGCCCCGAAGCCAGUAGAAACCAAAGUUGUUUUUCCCAAGCCAACACUAAGCACAAACAGCCUGAAAAAAAUUUUUUCUUUAAGUAAAUGUUGUCACUCCACAUCCAGUGCAAAUAUUGAAAGUACUGAAGCAACCUCAAAUCAUAAAAUAGAACCUAAGGAGAGAAAAGUUAAAAGAGCUGCUGCUAAGCUUAACAUUGCCAUGUGCUCAACACCCAUGACUGAAACAGACUCUUUGGAAAAAAAGCCACAGAAUGAAAAAGUAAAAGGGAAUCUUAGUAAUGAACCAACAUAUCACUUCAUACACAGAAUUAUGAGUUCAUCUUCAUAUAACCAAGAAGAUCUUAUUUCAUCUUCCAGUGAGAUUGAAGAUUUUUCUGCAGAUACAAGUGCCAAUAUAUUAGAAGGAAACUCUCAGGAGCAACAGCCAGAGAAUUCAAACAGUGUGAAGUGUAUCACCACCUUUGAAGGCUACAAGAAUAGUUCUGAAAGUGUAUGUUUCUCAAAAGAAGUCAUUUCAGAAACUCCCAAGUCCAGUGUUAACAUACAAGGAUCUAACAUGCUGGCAAAGGUAUCUUCAGCUCUGUCAAAGGUGUUUUCUCGAGGUAACAUCAGUAUUCCCAAAUCUUCCUCGCCGCCUCAGCAGGAUGAGCACUGAAGCUUUUAUACGUAAUAAAUCUAUGCUUACUUCUCUUAGAAAAUAAAGUGAUUAUUAAAGUAUAA
This is a messenger RNA of Suricata suricatta (meerkat), 20884 nucleotides long. It is a transcript of the gene FSIP2, whose product is annotated as fibrous sheath interacting protein 2. The record is from RefSeq and is a predicted model, not a curated record. Lineage: Eukaryota; Metazoa; Chordata; Mammalia; Carnivora; Herpestidae. Bases 42 to 20819 code for a protein of 6925 amino acids. The transcript has 24 exons.